Messenger RNA from Syngnathus typhle (broad-nosed pipefish), 2788 nucleotides. It is a transcript of the gene syt9a, whose product is annotated as synaptotagmin IXa. Gene Ontology annotation, biological process: regulation of dopamine secretion; cellular response to calcium ion; regulation of calcium ion-dependent exocytosis. The record is from RefSeq and is a predicted model, not a curated record. Gene Ontology annotation, cellular component: dense core granule; membrane. The coding region runs from base 379 to 2073 and encodes 564 amino acids. Gene Ontology annotation, molecular function: calcium-dependent phospholipid binding; phosphatidylserine binding; clathrin binding. NCBI's taxonomy places the organism in Eukaryota, Metazoa, Chordata, Actinopteri, Syngnathiformes, Syngnathidae. The transcript has 7 exons.
CACUACACGUUUUCGUGGUGCACCGUAGUCCGCGAGGCGCGCGCACGUUUUAGUACCAUGGACAGAGCGCCACGCCGCAGUGUGAACGCGCGGAUUCAACCGGUGGCUUUCCAGUGUUCGGCGAAGAGUGUCGGCCAAAAAUGUGCGAAUGUCACACACGAGAUGCGUUUAUUGCACACACGGGACACGCCACUCGCGUUUUGGUUCACUUUUGUUUUUAGAGUGGGGGUUGCAUUUGUGAUCCGCUAUCGCGUGGGUAGGCGUGCCGCCGGAUGAGUGCUCGGCUGGGCUGCGUGGAAAAGCAGAGUGUGAGGUGAGCGGUCCGCUGUGGUGGUGAUGCCUGAGAGAGCCUCCAUGAUUUAAGGAUGCUGUUGGGAAAUGCCUGGAGACAAAGAUGACGAGAUUUGUCGAAAGGCACUUGAACUCCUCUCAGAUCUUUGUUCCAAAGGGGAAGUGCAGAGCGAAAACUGCCUGGAUUUCAUUUACUAUUUCCGUGAUUUGGCCAGGCCACGCUACAUGGACUCAGAUGUGUCAGUGAGUCUACUGUCACUGGUGGUGACAGCCUGUGGCUUGGCUCUAUUUGGGGUCUCCCUUUUUGUAUCUUGGAAGCUCUGCUGGAUACCAUGGAGAGAGCGUGGUCUCUCCCCCACUACCAAGGAGCCCCACGCGGGUCACCUCAACCCAGCCAUGAGCCCUUUGCGCUCACAGCCCCUUCAGAGGCAGCCGGUUUACACGGCCGUGGACCCCCCGGCCCACACCCGCCGUGAGUCGUCCCAGUGCUCCAUCGCCAAGGAGCCAUCACCAAUGGCGUCAGUUGUAUUUGUGGAGGCUCCGGUAACUCCCGUAUCACCGCCUCCUGUCGCCCUGGGUCCUCCGGAGGCAGCCAUGAAGAUCAGUCACACAUCUCCGGACAUUCCACUAGAUGCCCAGGAAAAAAGUCGAGAAAACGGGGUUCAUACUAACCCUCGGAUUCAGAGGCAAACUACGGAACCCUCACCCACCGGGUACUCCAUGUCGGAAAUUGGACAGGGCUCAAUACGCCGACAUAUGAACCUGUCGAACCCCGAUUUCAACGUGGCCCAGUUUCAAAGGCAGGACUCACUCACUGGGAUGGGACUGGGCCUCGGGCGCCUCAAACCUGAGCUCUACAAACAACGGUCUCUAGAAGGAGACGAUGGAAGUCACAGAGGCAGGGGUUGUGGGUGUCUCCACUUCAUCCUCAAGUUUGACUGUGACCUGGAGCAGUUGAUUGUUAAGAUCCACAAAGCCGAGGACCUCCCAGCCAAGGAUUUCUCUGGAACCUCUGAUCCUUACGUCAAGAUCUACCUGCUGCCUGACCGGAUGACCAAGCAUCAGACCAAGGUGCACCGUAAAACGCUAAACCCCGUGUUUGAUGAGGUCUUUUUGUUUCCUGUGGCCUACUCAGAGCUUCCCACACGCAAGCUGCACUUCAGCGUCUAUGACUUCGACCGAUUUUCACGGCAUGACAUUAUUGGCCAAGUGGUUGUGGACAACUUCCUGGAUCUGGCAGAUUUCCCACGGGAGACAAAACUCUGCCGGGAAAUCAAAUACGUCUCCACAGAUAACGUGGACUUGGGUGAUCUCAUGUUUUCUCUGUGUUACUUGCCAACUGCCGGAAGACUGACCAUCACAAUGAUAAAGGCUCGCAAUCUGAAGGCCAUGGACAUUACCGGUGCAUCUGAUCCCUACGUGAAGGUUUCGCUCAUGUGUGACGGUCGCAGAUUGAAGAAGCGGAAAACUUCCACAAAGAGGAACACUUUGAAUCCUGUCUAUAAUGAGGCCAUUGUUUUCGAUGUUCCCCCUGAGAAUAUAGAGCAGAUCAGCCUGUUGAUUGCCGUGAUGGAUUAUGACCGAGUCGGUCAUAACGAGGUCAUCGGUGUGUGCCGGGUUGGCAACGAUGCAGAUAACCUCGGUCGGGACCACUGGAGUGAAAUGCUCACGUAUCCCCGAAAACCUGUCGCCCACUGGCAUCCUCUUGUGGAGUACCAGGGUACCACAGGUAGUAGCCAGGGAGGAUCCUGUAAUUCUCUGAAGGCCCCCAUUUCCCCAUAACCCAGAAUAACAUUUUACAUAACAUCUCGACUGGCCUUUGGCUCAGCCUCGUGCUUCUGUGGAUUACCGCACAAGAAAAGAAUGGUGCGGCCAUCCAAUUUCAGCAUGGAGAGACCCAACUGGAUAAGUUGCAUGUUGAAUGAUCACAUUGAUGGAUGUUUUCGGUUUUAUAAUGUUCUAUGAGUUCUAUGAGGCAUACGAAGACACUUAACGUCUGUCUUGCCGGGUUUACACAAGUUGCCGUUUUUGCCUUGUCUUGUUAUUUGUCCUAAUCGGAGGUGGGUCUGUAAUUGCACAAUGUUCUUUACAACCAGUCGAACUGCCAUUUUCCUAUCUCAUUUGGUGCAUGAGGUCUUGCUUGUUGGGAUAUCUCCCCUCGUUUGUCUGUUUGUUUGUUUGUCUGUUUGUCUGUUUGUCGACAACGUAGUGGAAGUUGAUUUCUCAAGAAAGUGUUUGUCGGUGAAGAAAAAAACGUAAAUAUUGUCAAUAAAUAUGAUUAAAUCAAAAAUAGCCAUUGUCAAUUCAAUAUACCAGCAUAUUUGUUUUCCAUCCAUACAUUUGUUUUUUCAUUCCUUGACUCGAUGAAAACUCGCGCGUGCUUAUAUUACCAUCAUAGCAGAUUUAAGAAUCUGACUAAGGCCCACAUUAAAAAAAAAAAAUAUAUAUAUAUAUAUAUAAAGGAAACAAUUCAAUAGUUUUAUUUAAGAUGGACUUU